UCAUUACUAUGAAGCUCCCUUUCAAUAUAAUUUUAAGGCCUGUAUUAAAAACUUAUUUUAAAAGUUCGAAGGUUUUUUGUCAACAUUAUACAUUUUCUGUUAGUGUUCCCUAUACUUAUAUCUAUAGUGCUCUUGGGUUGUUCAUUAAUGUUCAACACUUAAAGAAACAUCUCGGUGAGAUACCAUUGAUCGAUCAAGUUUCAAAAGAAUCAAACAAAAUUUAUAGGAAUGAAAUGCUCGUGCAUGAUUUGAAAAUUAUAGCAAUAUCUAUGGGUUUAAUUCAGUAUUCAUGUCUUCUGUUCGGAUGUUACACAGAAAAUCCCUCUCUCUUUCUUCCCCAUUUGACAGGUCAAUUGAUAGUUGUGUGCGUUAAGAUUGUAAACGCAUUUUUAGUUCUCAUCAAAGUGGAUCUGAGGUCAUUGUAUAAAUUCCAGCACAAGUUGACGGGUGUCGCGCUCAUGACUUUUAACUGGUGUCAAGAGUUUUGCGUUUUCAGGCAACAUUUAUGUGUUUGUGAUCUUUAAAAGA
Molecule: messenger RNA, 528 nt
Organism: Vanessa tameamea
Lineage: Eukaryota; Metazoa; Arthropoda; Insecta; Lepidoptera; Nymphalidae
Exons: 3
Coding region: 9-524 (171 amino acids)
Source: RefSeq, a predicted model, not a curated record